AUGAUAGACAUUCAAUUGGUAAUCCUUCUCGCCGUUUCUGUGUCUGUGUCUGGACAGACGCAGACGCAGACGCAGACACCCGCUCUCCAGUCUCUCCAAGGCCCGACAAUUACCAGCUCAGCCUGUCCCCCCGGCUCGACCAUCCUCCAUACAACGGACUGCACAUACGGCACCUCCACGUCGUACUGCUACAGCGUGCCGACCCCGAUCCAGUGCCCGAGCGGCUCUUACCCGGGCGUCUGGCAUCCCGGCGACUGCAUCGAACAGCCAACCUGCUACCCAGUUUCAGCAGCGUGGAUCACGACCGAGUGUUCGCACGGCGCCGUUCCCUGGACGACUUCGACUUUGUAUGCGGGGGUACUGGGGGGGACAUCCACCGUCAUUAGAGCUGUGUCGUGUUCCUGCGCCAGCGAUCAAUGGUACAGCGCAACCCUGCUGUCCGAGUCUGUCUAUACAUUCUGCAUGCCCCGCUCGGACUGUCCGCCGGGGAUGACCACUUCAACCAGUGUGAAUACGUACUGCGCAACGGCCGGCUGUGAGGGAGAGGGUAUCUGGCCGACGACGACGUACUGCAAGUGUCGAGGCUCAUCGACGGCAGUAUAUUCCGAAAACGAACCCAUUACUUGUGCGGCUUGA
Molecule: messenger RNA, 636 nt
Organism: Penicilliopsis zonata CBS 506.65
Lineage: Eukaryota; Fungi; Ascomycota; Eurotiomycetes; Eurotiales; Aspergillaceae
Exons: 2
Coding region: 1-636 (211 amino acids)
Source: RefSeq, a predicted model, not a curated record